Molecule: messenger RNA, 1918 nt
Organism: Oncorhynchus kisutch (coho salmon)
Lineage: Eukaryota; Metazoa; Chordata; Actinopteri; Salmoniformes; Salmonidae
Product: piggyBac transposable element-derived protein 4-like
Exons: 3
Coding region: 74-1918 (614 amino acids)
Source: RefSeq, a predicted model, not a curated record
GAGAGGAGGAGAAGAGAAGAAAGGAUCAGAUUUGACUCAUCAAAAAAUUGACCAGGAGAGUGACACAGAAGGAAUGGAUGAGGACUCUGUGAGCGACCAGAGUUUUGAUUCCAGCGCGGAAGAAAUGUUUUUGGAAGGAGAAGAUCCACUUUUUGAUCAUCCCAGCGAUUCUGAUUGGGAGCCCAUACUGCCAAGGUGCAAAUCCCCCACUGAAGCUGGUCCAUCCAGCCGGACCCCUGCUGUCUCCGGCACCACACCUACCCCCGCCCGGCCAUCAAGAGGUGUGAAGCCGGUGACAAAGAAGCGGAGGAAGGGAAGUGUGGAACCUGCUGGCAGUGCGGAGGAGGGUCGUUGGCACUCUGUACUGGAGGAGGAUGUGGCCCCACCACCUCCAAUUUUCAGACCAAAGAGGCCACCAGGUCCUCAGCUGGACAUGAACUCCAAGUACAGCCCCAUGCAACUUUUUCAGUUGUUUUUCACCUCGGCAGUUGUUGAUUCCCUGGUGUUGAACACUAAUAAGUACGGAGCUAAGAAGCAGGAAGGCAAGAAAGAGACAUGGAAGCCCAUUUCCAGGUCAGACCUUUUCUGCUACAUUUCACUGGUAAUUUACAUGGGGCUGGUGAAGUUAAAAACCCUAAAGGAUUACUGGAAAACAGCCACACUCUAUCAGCUGCCUUUCCCCCCCACUGUCAUGUCCUCUACAAGGUUUUUAAAUAUCUCACGGGCGCUUCACAUCAGUGACCCAGAUGUUGAUGAGGAGAAUGACAGGAGGAAAGGCACAGCAAGGUUUGACAGGCUCUGCCAAGUCAAACCUCUCUACCCCAGCAUGGUUGAAGCCUGCAAGGCACAUUUUCAGCCCGCCCAGAACUUGUCCAUAGAUGAGAGGAUGGUAGCCUCAAAGGCCAGAAUUGGCCUAAAACAAUACAUGCGUAACAAACCAACUAAAUGGGGUUACAAGCUGUUUGUUUUGGCUGAUUCUGUGUGUGCAUACACAUGCAAUUUUUUUGUCUAUGAGGGGAAGAACACGUGUGCGACUGGUAAUGGACUGAGUUAUGACUCUGUAAUGGAGUUAUUGGAUUUUCAACUGCUGGGGAAGGGCUACAAACUCUUUGUGGACAACUUCUACACAAGCCCUACCCUGUUUGCAGACCUGAGGAAGCUGGGGGUGUGGGCUUGUGGCACCAUUCGGACCAACAGAGUGGACUUUCCAAAGACCAAGGUAAAUGACAUGGCUGAGCGGAGGACCAUGCAAUGGAUCCGUGAAGAUGGCCUGCUGUUUGUGAAGUGGAUGGACACCAGAGAGGUGGUGAUGUGCUCCACUAUCCACAAGUCCUUCAGUGGCGAUCACGUCAUCAAGCGUGUGAAGGACGCUACUGGGGCAUGGGCCACCAAAAAUGUCCCCAUUCCUGCAGCCAUCAAGGACUACAACCAGAGCAUGGGGGGUGUAGACUUGUCAGACGCGCUUAUAGGGUACUGCAAUGUUCUACAUAAGACAAAGAAAUGGUACAAGACAUUGUUUUACCAUUUCAUUGACAUUGCUGUGGUGAAUGCCUUCAUCCUCCAGAAGGAAAUGGCCAAGAGCUGUGGACAGCCCCCCAUCUCACAGCUAGUCUUCAGGGAGCAGCUCAUCCAGGAGCUUGCUGGCUACAGCAAGUCCACUGCAUCACAUUCUGCCACCUCUGCCGCCUCUACCUCUGCCGCCUCUACUCCUGCCUCUAGUGGUGUUCAUAUACCACAGUUCAUUACUGCAGGCGUGACUGUACCUCAGAGCCAAAGGAGCGGAGCAUGGAGGCGUCGUUGUGUUCUUUGUGACAUGAAGUCCCCCAUCAUCUGCACCAGUUGUUCAGUUUGCCUCUGCUUUAUAGCAGAAAGAGACUGCUAUGGGACAUGGCACAGGCAGAAAAAUAUUAUGUUCUAA